UUCGCGCUGUUAAAAGCCCGCCGCGUAAGGGUUCCAAAUCACAGAGGGCAAGACGCGAAAGGGAAAAAGUCGUAAGCUUUUCAAACCCCAGCAGUUUAAUCUCUGUUAUUACAUACAAUUGCCGCAUAAUACUUCAAAUCGUUCACUUUGAUUUUUGUUGGCGAAAUGGCUGAAUCAAAGUCUGGUUUAAGGAAACCAGUGUUUACCAAAGUGGAUCAGCUCCGCCCUGGUACUUCUGGCCAUACACUUACUGUGAAAGUUGUUGACUCGAAGAUAAUUAGACAAAAGGGGAGGGCUGAUGGGCCUCAAUCUCGUCAGCCGCGAAUUGCUGAAUGCUUGGUUGGGGAUGAGACUGGAAUGAUUGUGUUUACUGCUCGAAAUGAUCAAGUUGAACUGAUGAAAGCAGAUGCCACUGUAGUACUUCGCAAUGCAAAGAUCGAUAUGUACAGAGGAUCCAUGAGGCUUGCUGUUGACAAAUGGGGACGGGUCGAAGUCACAGAUCCAGCAGAUUUUACUGUGAAGGAAGACAACAAUUUGUCCCUGAUUGAAUAUGAACUGGUCAGUGUCGUCGAAGAGUAAUCAACCUUCCAGAUAGGAACCUGUCGUGCCGCCGGUGAACGGCAAAGUUUCUCUUCCAAUGUCUUCCACUGAUCAAAACCAUCAGCAGAAAGUGUUGCAGAAUCAAAAUUGGGUUCAACUAUGAAGAAGAUUUGAGUACUGUAAGCAUUCAUUGAAGCACUUUAUUUUCAGCCAGAAGAUUGUGAGUAAUUUAGUUAUAUAUGGUUUCUGAAACUGUUUUGUUGUCAUGAAAAGAAUCUUCUUCCAUCUCUAGUGAUGUUCUUGCUGGUUAAAACUUUGAUCUUUUGGGAAAAUGUUUCAUCUGUCAAGUAUGUAUGUGGAACACAAUGGUUAUUUUUAUGAAAGUUUGUUUCUUCA
Dendrobium catenatum is the source of this 936-nucleotide messenger RNA. RefSeq lists its product as uncharacterized. The coding region runs from base 166 to 579 and encodes 137 amino acids. The transcript has 3 exons. The record is from RefSeq and is a predicted model, not a curated record. Lineage: Eukaryota; Viridiplantae; Streptophyta; Magnoliopsida; Asparagales; Orchidaceae.